This is a messenger RNA of Olea europaea var. sylvestris, 2459 nucleotides long. RefSeq names its product protein kinase and PP2C-like domain-containing protein. The record is from RefSeq and is a predicted model, not a curated record. Gene Ontology annotation, biological process: protein phosphorylation; protein dephosphorylation. Gene Ontology annotation, molecular function: ATP binding; protein serine/threonine phosphatase activity; protein kinase activity. Lineage: Eukaryota; Viridiplantae; Streptophyta; Magnoliopsida; Lamiales; Oleaceae. Gene Ontology annotation, cellular component: cytosol; nucleus. The transcript is spliced from 9 exons. The coding region runs from base 640 to 2229 and encodes 529 amino acids.
ACAUACCAUCAAUUCUUAUUAUCAUCUACUAAAACUUUUACCAAAAACUUUGUCAAACAACCCCUUAAUUUAAUUAUUAAUCAUGUUUCACUGUAAAUGUUAUAGAUUCUCAUCACUCAUCUCUUAUGCUGGUCUUAACUAAAUUUGCUCAGCAUCUGCAUCUUAUGUUUCUUGUUCUAUUCCAGUGAAGAUGUGCGGUAUUGGUAUGAGCUGACUCAUUAGGAUAUUCACAAUAAUGGAUGAAAAAUCCUUCAUCUUUAUAGCCUCUUAAAUUAUUAAUCUGAUUACCUAUGAGAAAAUGCCAUCGAGAGGUUUUGGAAGGAUGCGAAAGAUUUUGAAUUGAAUAGAUUUAACAAGAAAUGAAGCAGAAGUAUGAGGGUUCUGACUUUCUGUCAAAUUCAUUAUUCUUUUGGUAUAAUUUUACCACAACAAUAUUGAAUGUAUGAACUUUAAUUUAGAAUAUCUGCUUUUUCUAUUUGGAUCCUUCUUGAUGACACUGUCAUUUCCCUCCUCAAUUGCCCAUUCCUUGAACACUAUAUUUAGUCUACUGCACUGUUCUUUUCCUCCCUUUUUUUUUAUUUUAUUUUUUUACCAGCUAUAUGGUUUGGUGAAACUGAUGUUGGGUAAUCAGAUUUUACUAUGCUUGUGGUUUCUAUUGCAGCAAAAGCUCUGCAGUAUCUGCAUAAGCUCGGAAUUGUACAUAGGGAUCUGAAGCCGGCAAAUAUUCUUCUUGACAAACAUCUGCGUCCACAUCUGGCAGACUUUGGUUUGGCCGAAUACAAGAUAGAUCUUAAACAAGUUUCUACUGAAAAUUGGAAAUCAUCUGGCAAGCCAACUGGUGGUUUCCAUAAAAAGAAUAUGGUUGGGACGCUGAUUUACAUGGCACCAGAAGUAUUGAGGAAAGAGAUACAUACUGAGAAGUCCGAUGUCUACAGUUUUGGAAUAUCUGCCAACGAGCUUCUCACUGGUGUAGUCCCAUAUACUGAUCUUCGAGCUGAGGCACAGGCCCAUACAGUCUUGGAAAUGAACUACACCGAACAGCAACUUACAGCAGCUGUGGUGUCUGAAGGACUACGACCUGUUCUUGCUGGUCUGGAGUCUGGUGCUUCCGCCAGUUUACUAUCUCUAAUUCAGAGAUGCUGGGAUGCGGAUCCUGAAAAUAGACCUUCUUUUGCUGAUAUAGUUGUGGAACUUGCUCUAAUAUUGGAAAGUGAAGAUCGAGUAAAGGAAGGGGAAGCUGGCUUUUCUGAAUCUCUUGUAUCUCAUGAAAAUUUGGAUAUAGCUAAUAUGCAAAGUUAUCAAGAGAGUAUUAACUGGUUUACCCAUGGUAAAGAUUUUUCGGAAAGGACUUCUCUACCCUCUAAUGCAGCAAGCACCUGGAUUGAUUCACCAAAUGAUCCUUCUUCAUACCAUCCAGUGCUAUCUUGGGGUUCCUUCUCUACUUGCGGGAGAAGGGAAACCAUGGAGGACACACACUUUCUGAUACCCCAAAUGUGCAAUCAAAAGAAUAUCCAUUUAUUUGGAAUAUUUGACGGUCAUCGAGGUGCAGCUGCUGCUGAGUUUUGUGCCGGGGCUCUACCUGGGUUUUUGCAAAAUUUGGGUUCCUUGAUCAGUCCCUCUCAUGCGCUGCUUGAAGCAUUUGUUAAGACUGAUUUAGCAUUUAGGAAUGAACUAGAUUCUCUCCGUAAAUCCAAAGGUGUUAUUCAGAAAGACUGGCACCCUGGUUGUACUGCAAUCACUGCUCUUAUAGUAGAAAACAAAUUAUUUGUUGCUAAUGCUGGAGAUUGCAGAACAAUUCUGUGCCGAGCAGGACAUCCCUAUGCAUUAAGUAGGGAUCAUGUGGCAAGUUGUCUUGAGGAGAGAGAACGGGUUAUUGAUGCAGGUUGCCAAGUCAAAUGGCAAGUUGACACGUGGAGGGUUGGUCAUGCUGCUCUCCAGGUUACGCGCUCUAUUGGUGAUGAUGAUUUAAAGCCUGCUGUAACUGCAGAACCCGAGAUAACUGAGACCAUACUAUCGGCCGAAGAUGAAUACCUAGUAAUGGCCAGUGACGGCCUUUGGGAUGUUAUGAAGAAUUCAGAUGUUGUAAACAUAAUAAGAGACACUGUGAAAGAGCCAGGAAUGUGCUCAAAGAGAUUGGCAACUGAAGCCGUUGAAAGAGGUAGCAAUGAUAAUAUCACUGUUAUCGUGGUUUUCUUGUGUUCGGUAUCUACAGCUGAGAGGAUUUACUAGAUUCUGAGUACAACUCGCCCGAUGCAAAUUCUCAUAUUAGGAAAUGGAAACAUGGCGAUUCUUUGUAGAAUUAUUGGUACACAUACGUAAAUGUAUUCAUUAUUUUGUCAUUGAUUUGGUGCAUUGUGAUAUGAUUUGAAGCAUUAAUUUGUUCAUUAUGGUGUCUUAGUUGGAUUCAAAUUGUUGGUUGGCUGUAUGAUUCUUUUUUGGUGACUAUUCAAUUUAUUGUA